UUAUAAAUGUGUUCGUAUUUAGAAUUACAGGUUUUUUUAAAUAGAUUUUUCUUUAAUGCAGUUGUAUUCCUCAUUAACGAAGCCUAGUCGUAUUCAUAAAACAAGAUACACUUUUGAACGGGUUCUCCAUAAUGAACAGAGGAACCAAAUCCUAAUUGCCCCCACACCCCGUCUGGCUACGUUUCAUUGUAAUGAAUUCAAUGAAUAUGGUUGGCCAUUAAUGAAGUCACUCUUUUCAAUGGGCGUUUCCACUGUACAAACAAGAAACUACUUCCGGUUCUUGAAAGAAUUGAAAGAAAAAAUGGUGGCGGCCGCCAUGUUUCCAAAUGCAAUAUCUCCCAAGCAUUAAAUAUAAUUAUCAGGUCUAGCACUGCUAUAAUAGUGCAGAAGCAUACUGUAAUUUGUCUCCAGGGGUUUGAGGAACGUCCUGUGGUGGAUGCUGCGGCUGUGGGACCUGCAUAUCCUGUGAUUGUUUGAUUUAACAACUGGGGUUCACAAUGCACCAUGGAAGUGGACCCCAGAACGUGCAGAGGCAACUUCAGAGAUCCAAGUCCUUCACAGGAUCAGAGGCUGAGGAGCAGACCCCAGCAGUGGCUCAGCAGCAGCCCGGGCCAGUCAACCUGCCCCAGUCCCCAGCACCAUCCUUCGCCCCUGCUGCCAGUCCCUCUGCUCCACAGUCCCCCAACUACCUAAUCAUGAGCCGCACUCCCGUUACUGGCCAGAACAUGAACAUCACCCUUCAGAAUGUCGGCCAGAUGGUGACAGGCAACCAGCAAAUAACCCUCACCCCUCUGCCCUUGCAGAACCCAGCUUCUCCAGGCUUCCAGCACCCAGCCUCUCAGUGGCGUUUAGAGCCCACCUCCUCCUCCCCCUACAUCCAGGUGACCUCCCCCCUGCCGCAGCCCAUGCAGCCCCAGAGCCCCACGCAGCACAGUCCCGUGGCCCUUCAGGGGAUGCAGCGGCCGGGGGCCUCUGGGGCGGGGCUGGCCGUGUGCGGGCAGAGCCCCACGCGUUUUGUGGAGUCCAGCAUGCCGGUGAGGCAGAUCAACCUGGGCAGCCCCACUGGCGGCAGCUACUUCGUUUACCAGGACGCCGCGGGUCUGGCCCAGCUGGCUCCCACCACGGUUAGCCAGGUGCAGCUGACGUCCCCCGGCGCCCCGGGUUCUGUGCGCGAGCGCAGGCUGUCCCAGCCCCACUCCCAGACCGGCAGCACCAUCCACCACCUGGGUCCCCAGAGCCCGGUGGCCAGCGGACCGGCCUUGCCCACCCUGGGGAGCCCGGGCCACAUCACCACCUCCAACCUGCCCCCUCAGAUCAGCAGCAUCAUCCAGGGUCAGCUGGCACGCCCCAUGAUUCCCUCCCAAGGCAUGGUGUCCAGCGUCGGGGCAGCCGCCGUUGCCUCUUUUGGCAUACCCAGCGCCAUGCCGCCCUCCAGUCCGUCCCGCACCAAUCCACCCCAGGGGCUCUCCAAUCCUCCUCUUACCCCCACGGGCACAGUGGUCGGCGCCAUCAAGAAACAGCAGCCCAAGAAGCUCGAGGAAAUCGCGCCCUCUAAUCCAGAGGUGGCCCAGCUGAGGAAACAGUGCCUGGAACACCACAACAAGAAAAUGGAGGGCCUUAAAGACGUCUUCAAGGAGUACCUUAUAGAGCUCUUCUUCCUGCAGCACCUCCAAGGCAACAUGAUGGACUAUCUGGCCUUCAAGAAGAAGCCCUGUGUGCCACUCUUUACAUACCUAAGACAGAAUGACCUGGACCUCGAGGAAGAAGAGGAAGAGGAGCAAUCUGAGGUCAUCAACGACGAGGUCAAGGUGGUGACUGGGAAAGAUGGUCAAGCGGGAACGCCGGUUGCCAUAGCAACGCAGCUCCCUCCCAACGUGUCUGCAGCUUUCUCUGCUCAACAACAGCAACAAUUCCAGGGACACCAGGGAACAUCUGCUACGAGCAUCACAAAACCAGUGGACAUAGAAGUAAUGAAAAGACAGCAGGCUUUGGCGCAAGCAGAUCAGGCUAAGAGGCCCCGGAUUGACGUUGGUCGCCACGGGAUGAUUUUCCAGCAUCCUGGCGUAGCUCCUUUAGGAUCACCUGGGGUUCCUCUCCAACAGCUUAUGCCGACUGCGCAAGGAGGAAUGCCCCCCACCCCGCAGGCCGUCCAGAUCGCGGGGCAGAAGCAGAACCAGCAGCAGUACGACCCGUCCAAGGGGCCGCCUGUGCAGAACGCGGCCAGCCUGCACACGCCGCCGCCCCAGCUGCCCGGGCGCCUGCCCCCCGGCGGCCUGCCCAUGGCGGGGCUGCCCCUCGCCCUCUCCCAGCAGCAGCAGCAGCAGCUGGUGGAGGCGCAGGCCCAGCCGGCCGCCCAGCUCCAGGCCCAGGCCAAGGCCGGGGCGCCCCUGCUGGCCGCGGGGAACCCCCACACGCAGCUGCAGGCCCAGCUGCAGCAGCAGAUGCAGUCGGGCCUCCACAUCCAGAUCCAGGCCCAGCAGCUGCAGCAGCAGCAGCCACAGCCCUCCCUGCAGGCGGGACAGGCGACCGUGGCCCUCGUGCGCCCCGGAGCCGAGCUCUCCCAGCCCUGCCAGAGGCUGGUGGCCAACUCCCUCCCGCCUUCCUCCAUGUCCCCCGCCCCCGUGGCCGCGCCCGCCUCCUCGCACCCCGUCUCCCACCCCGUGGGCCCGGGCCGCCCGGCGGCCUCCAGCGCCACCCCGGCCGCCCAGCCCAAGCUGAGCGGGGCCAACGCCAACCCCCUGCUCAAGAUGUCGGGCCUGGGCCAGGCCGCGUCCGCGCAGCCCGCGCAGGAGAGCUCGCAGGACAAGCAGGCCGAGCAGGCCAAGCUGGAGAACCAGGUGCACCAGCGCAUCGCCGAGCUCCGGAAGGAGGGGCAGUGGACGGCCAGCCGGCUGCCCAAGCUGCUGGAGGCUUCCAGGCCCAAGUCCCAGUGGGACUACCUGCUGGAGGAGAUGCAGUGGAUGGCGGCUGACUUUGCCCAGGAGAGGAGGUGGAAGAUGGCCGCGGCCAAGAAGCUGGUGCGCACUUGUGCCCGUUACCAUGACGAGCAGAGGCAGGUGGAGGAAAGGGCCAAGAAAGAGGAAGAGGUGCGACUGCGGCACAUCGCCAGCACCAUCGCCCGGGAGGUGGAGUUUUUCUGGUCCAACAUCGAGCAGGUUGUUGAGAUUAAACUCCGGUUUGAAAUUUAUGAGAAAAGGCGGAAAACUCUCAGCCUGCAAAGAGCGACAAAUAAAGGACAAAGCGUGAAAUCGGCACAGACCCCCGGGGAGAAGCCCGAAGACGAAGCCCGCGCUGAGUCAUCUACCAGCAGAAAGCGGAAAGCGAGUUCUUCAGUAACGGAUGAAGAAGCCGAGGACGAGGAGAGCACCAUAGAGGAGCAGGAGGCCAUGGAGGCAGUGGGAGACCAGCAGGCAGAGCUGGCUGAUCUCACUAAAGAAGCGGAAAUGCCGCUGGACGCGCUGAAGAAGCAGUACGCCGGUGCCUACGCGGAGCACUUUGAGUGGCCCCAGCCCAGCUCCCAGAGCGACGACGAGGACAAAGACGAAGAGAUGGAGGAGUCCCCGCUGGACAGCCCGCACGAGGCGGUGCUGAUCGACUCCCUGCUCAGCGUGGAGCAGUAUCGCGGGGCGGAGAAGGUCACCUCCCCCGGGGCCGACGGCAAGGCCAAGAGGGACAUCGCCGAGGUGGCCGCGGCGACCGAGCUGAUCCUGCCCAAAGGCAGCUCCAGGACCAUCAACGCGGCGCGCAGCCCCGCCCCCUUCCUGCUGCACGGCGCGCUGCGGGAGUACCAGCAGAUCGGCGUGGACUGGCUGGUCAACCUCCACAAGAAGCACCUGAACGGCAUCCUGGCCGACGAGACGGGUCUGGGGAAGACCGUGCAGACCGUGGCGUUUCUGGCCCACUUGGCCUGUCAGGAAGGAAUCUGGGGUCCCCAUUUGGUGGUUGUGCGGACUUGCAAAAUGCUGAGCUGGGAGAUGGAGUUCAAGCGCUGGUGCCCCGGGCUGAAGAUCCUCCUUUAUCUCGGAAGCAAGAAGGAGCGCAGGUUUAAGAGAAAGUGGUGGUCGGAGCCCAACAGCUUCCACGUGUGCGUGACGUCUUACAAGCUGCUGCUGAAGGACCAGAGGGAGUUCCUCAAGAGGAGGUGGAAGCACCUGGUGCUGGACGAGGUGCAGCUCAUUAAGAACAUGACAGAGAAGCACUGGGAUGCCAUAUUUUCCCUUAAGAGUCAGCAGAGGCUCCUUCUGAUCAACACGCCACUGCAGAACACGCUGAAGGAGCUGUGGACCAUGAUCCACUUCCUGCUCCCCGGCAUCACGCGACCAUAUCUGGACUUCCCCGUCAAGGCCGGCACUGACCAGAACCAGGACUACUGCCACAAGCUGGUCAUCCGCCUGCAUAGGAUGAUCCAGCCCUUCAUCCUGAGGCGCUCCAAACGGGACGUGGAGAAGCAGCUCCCCAAGAAGUACGAGCACAUCCUCAAGUGCCGUCUGUCCAACCGACAGAAGAGCCUGUACGAGGACGUCAUGACGCAGCCAGGAGCUCAAGAGGCCCUGAAGACGGGCCACUUUGUGAGCGUGCUGCAGGUUCUGAUGCAGCUGCAGCGCAUCUGUAACCACCCGGAGCUGCUCCAGGCCCGGGAGGCCCAGAGCACGUACGUGUCCCAGGCCCUGGAGUACACCACCGCCUCCCUGGUGCUGGGCGCCCUCCAGCGGGACCCGUGGAAGACGGUGGACCUGUCCAUAUUCGACCUGGUCAGUAACGAGACCAGGCUGACGCGCUACGAGGCGGAGGAGGCGGUGCCCAAACUCAAGCUGUCCCGGCAGCUGAUGGAGGAGAUCCACGGAGCUCCUGACCCCCCGGCCAGGCCAAAGCAGUGCAAGAUCAAGCCCAUGAGGCUGUUCCAGCCCGUGCAGUACGGCACCAAGCCGGAGGGCAGAACGGUUCCGCUGUCCAGCACCCUGGCCCAGCGCACCCCCACGCCGACCACGGCGUCCGCCGCCACCACCGCCACGGCGUCCCAGCCGGCACAGGCCCGCGGCAAGUCCCCCGUCCUGACCACCGCCACCACCACCUCCACCACCGCCACGCAGGUGGCUGGGAUGGCCUUACAGAAAGCCCAGACUGCCCCUCCUGCGAGCAGCACCACCAUGACCCCAUCCGCCGCGGCCGGCCUGGGGCUGGGCGGGGCCGCGGGGGGCGCCGCGCCCCGGCUAGCCGCGCCCGCCGCCGUGCAGGCGCCCAGGCCCACGCAGGCGCCCCCCCAGGGCCCCGCCCACGCCGUCCAGCCCAGCCUGCUGCCACAGAGGCUGGUGCUUACCCCCCAGGCCCAGGCACGCUUGCCUAGUGGCGACGUGGUGAAGAUCGCCCAGCUGGCCUCCAUCGCGGGGAGCCAGAACCGCAUCUCCCAGCCCGAGACGCCCGUCACGCUGCAGUUCCAGGGCAACAAGUUCACCCUGUCCCCCAGCCAGCUGCGCCAGCUCACCACCGGCCAGCCCUUGCAGCUCCAAGGUACACUCGGCAACAUCCUGCAGAUCGUGUCGGCUCCCGGCCAGCAGAUCCUCAAGCCCCCGAGCUCCAUGGUGAUGCAGACGGUGCCCCCCCAGACCCUGCCCGUCCCGAAUACGGCGGCCACCCCCGGCGCCCUGCCCCCGGCCACCUCCUCCGCCCCGCAAGCCCCUGGGGUUGUAGCAAAAGCCACGGUCACGACGGCGGUCUCUGCAGACCAGGGCACCAACGCCAAGCCCACGCCAACACCUGCCGUCGUCCCACAGGAGUCGUCCGAGGAGAGGAACCGCCUCACCAAGGAGCGCCUGAAUCGACUCUUCGCUGCCAACGAGCGGCGCUGCGCCCGGGGGGUGCUGUACGGGACCGACCUGCUGCAGGCCUGCGGCGUCUCCGAGGGCGACAGGCCGCCCCUCCCCUCCUCCGUCCGGGGACCCGGCGGGUGGAGGUGGGUGGGGAGGGACAGCUGCCUGAGGGCCCGCCGCGCGUGCGUCUCCUCGACCUCCCACCUGCGCUCCGCCCUGAUCUCCGCCCGGCAACAGCAAGAGGCCGCGGAGCAAUUGGCUAAGAGGUUCUCCUGUGUGGUCCCUGCUGCGGUGGCCCCUCCUCCCCAGCUGUACGCGGCCAAUCCCGCGCCUCAGUUCAGCCUGGAGCAGAAGGCGUUCAGACUGCGGCUCCAGCGGGCCUCGGCCCCCCACGUCAGCGAGAUCCGCCGCCUGGCCUCGAGCCGCCUGCUCCAGUUCCCAGACCUGCAGCUGCUGGAGAUGGACUCAGGUAAACUGGAGGCCCUGGCUGUGCUGCUGCACAAGCUCAAGUCGGAGAAUCGGCGCGUCCUCAUCUUCACCCAGAUGGUGAGGAUGCUGGACAUCCUGGAGAUGUUCCUGGACCACCACCAGCUCCCCUACGUACGAGUGCACGAGAACCUGCCUUUGGAGGAGCGACAGGAGGAAAUGAAGCGCUUCAACAGGAACCGGCAGGUUUUCUGCUCCAUCCUCACCAACCGCUGCGGCUCGGCCGUGGGCCACGUCUUCGACGCCGACACCAUCGUCUUCUACGACACCGACCUCAACCCCAGCAUGGACGCCCGCACCCAGGAGUGGUGCGACAAGAUCGGGCGCUCCAAAGACAUCCACAUCUACAGGUUGGAGAGUGGAAACUCCAUAGAGGAGAAGCUGCUGAAGAACGGGACCAAGGACCUGAUCCGAGAGGUGGCUGCUCAGGGCACUGAUUACACCCUGGCUUUCCUGACGCAGCGGACCAUCCAGGACCUGUUCGAGGUGGAGUCGGGCUCCGGGGAGAAGGUGGAGGAGUUUGUGGUCCUGCACCAGGAACCCUCGCCCUCCGAGACCAUCUCCCCCCGAGUGGCCCGUCCGUACAUCCAGGCCCUCAACAGCAUCAGCCAGGACGCCCUGGAGGAAGAGGCGGGCCACGCGGAGGACGAGGAGGACUUAGAGGAGGAGCCGGAGGUCAGAGGUCAAGCGGAGACAUCCCAAAUGGAGGAGCUGGCAGCUGUGAUGGAGCAGUUGACUCCUAUUGAGAAAUACGCCCUGCAGUACCUGGAGUAUCUGCAUGUGAGUGAGGAUGAAGAAAAGGCCGCACUGGAGCGGAUCGACUGCGCAAAGAAAUGCUGGGAGAUUCAGCAUCUGCAGAAGCUCAAGGCCGAGGAGGAGGAGCGUCUGAUUCUGGAGGAGGAGGAGGAUCUCUUCACCUACACCAGAGAAGACGCUUACAACAUGGAGUACGUCUUUGAUGGCGAAGACGGCCAAACGGAAAUAAUGCCGGUGUGGACCCCGCCGACGCCCCCGCAGGACGACAACGACAUCUACAUCGACUCGGUCAUCUGCCUGAUGUACGACACGGUGCCCAUGCCCGAGUCCAAGCUCCCGCCCGUCUACGUCCGCAAGGAGCACAAGCGGCUCAAAAUGGAUCCAUCUGCAGCAGGCAGGAAGAAGAAGAAGGGGCACGGGGAGACGGUCAUCCCGCCACGCUCCCUCUUUGACAAGGCCAGCAUGCUGAAGGUGCGCCGCGACGGAAAGGACCAGAAGAAGAACAUCUCCCUGAAGCAGCAGGCGCCCUUCGCCAAGCCCCUCCCCUCGCUGGUCAAGCCCGCCAUGGAGGCGGGGCAGGACAACCCGGAGUGGCUCAUCAGCGAGGACUGGGCCCUGCUGCAGGCGGUGAAGCAGCUGCUGGAGCUGCCCCUGAACCUCACCAUCGUGUCUCCCGCACACACCCCAAACUGGGACCUGGUCAGCGACGUGGUCAACUCCUGCAGCCGCAUCUACCGCUCGCCCAAGCAGUGCCGCAACCGAUACGAGAACGUCAUCAUCCCGCGGGAAGAGGGCAAGUUGGUGUAUGAAGCGAACCCGAAGAAGAAGACCAAAAGCAUCUACAAGUCCAAAAACAGCCGGCCGCUACGCACCUGCCAGAUCUACACCCAGGACGACAACUCCACCCACAUCCAGCUCUACAACAGCCGCUUCGAGCUGAUGAAGAUCAUCGCCAGCAAGAGGAGUCCACCCAUCAAACCACUGCUGGGUAUGAAUCCAUUCCAGAAGAACCCGAAACACGCCUCCGUCCUGGCGGAGAGCGGGAUCAGCUACGACAAGCCGCUCCCUCCCAUCCAGGUGGCGUCCCAGCGCGCCGAGAGAAUCGCCAAGGAGAAAAAGGCCCUGGCGGAGCAGCAGAGGGCGCAGCAGCUGGCCCAGCAGCAGCAGCCGCAGCCGGGGACCCCCCAGGCCCAGCCGGCCACGCCCCAGCAGCAGCAGCCGCAGCCCGCGGCGGCCGGCCAGGCGCAGCCCCAGGGAGUCCCGCAGGCCCAGGCCGUCGCCGGGGCCACCGCCGUCCCCAACCCCGCCGUCCUGACGGGCGCCAUGAAGACGGCCGUGGUGGGGACCAGCAUACAGACCGCCACAGUCGCCGGGAACGUGGUGGUCAACACAGUGGCCGGGGUCCCUCCCAGCCCCUUCCAGGCCAACAAGCGCCUGGCCUCGCCCGUCAUCCCCGGGGCCCUGACGACCACGGGGGCCGCCGGGGCGCAGGUCGUGCACGCCCAGCAGAGGACGCUGCCCGCCGCCGCCGCCCCCGCCGAGGUGGUCGCCAUAGCAACGGGCCAGAGCAUGAGGGUGGUCACCCCGGCGACGGCCUCCACGGUGGUGUCCACGAGCCUGACUCCGGUCCAGACGCAGACGCGGCCCCUGGUCACGCAGGUCACGGCAGCCCCUGGAAUGGUGGGGAAGCCCAUGACGCCGGCCCACCUGCAGAUGCUUCGCCAGCAGCAGCUGCAGCAGGCCACCCCCAAAGCCGCGGGCAAACCCCAGCAGGAGCUGAUCAAGCUGCAGAAGCAGAAGCUGCAGCUCCAGCAGCAGCAGCACGUGGCGGCGGCCGUGGCAGCGGCCACGCAGCAGCAGAGCCAGCAGGGGGCGCAGCAGCCGCAGCAGCAGCAGGCCGCUCAGGUGCAGCCCACCCAGGCGGCGCAGCCCAACCCCCAGCUGACCGCCGUGGCCGCCCCCAGGGCCGUGCUGGCGGGCACCACCGUGGCCAACCUGCCGGUGGCGCGACUGGUGAGUGACUGGAGGCUGGAGCUACCAACCGCUCCAUUGAGCCGUGCCUGCUGACCUUAGCCACAGAAA
Molecule: messenger RNA, 9131 nt
Organism: Anguilla rostrata (American eel)
Lineage: Eukaryota; Metazoa; Chordata; Actinopteri; Anguilliformes; Anguillidae
Gene: ep400
Product: E1A binding protein p400
Exons: 49
Coding region: 498-9116 (2872 amino acids)
Biological process (GO): DNA repair
Cellular component (GO): NuA4 histone acetyltransferase complex; Swr1 complex
Molecular function (GO): ATP-dependent chromatin remodeler activity; ATP binding; chromatin binding
Source: RefSeq, a predicted model, not a curated record